AUGACGGGUUAUGACCUUCUCGCCGAGGCAGAAUGCUUAGCCUGGGAAACAGGAGAGUACCUGGACUUCUUCAAGGGCUCGUUUAACGUCUGCUUCCACAUCGGCUUUGGGGAGGGACAGCCCAGCGCCCUGAUUCGGUUUGCUAAACCGAGUCACACGCUCUCCUCCAGGCGGGAUGAGAAGGUCUCGAACGACAUUCGAGUGAUCGAGUUCUCCGCGAACACACCACCAUCCCAGCCCCCAACGUUCUGCUGUUGGGGCCUGUCCGACAAAAGCCCGGCCCAGUUAGGGCCAUUCAUCAUGUGGACUUCAUCGAAGGGGUACGCAUACGACCAAGCCGAGCUCAUCCUCGACCCGGCCAUCCCCUCCGCAACCCUCGACACCAUCUACGACCAACUUGCCUCCCACCUCCUUCAGAUCUCCCGUCUCACAUUUCCCUCCAUUGGUGCUAUCUCUAAGGAAGCAGCCACUCAAUCUGGACCGAGCUCGCAACUAAACACCGGCUUCCCCCAUUCCCACCUCCCUACGACUCCCUUCCCAACCGCCACCCCCUUCCUUCAUUCCCUCACGGAAACCCACCUCCGCCAUUUCCAAUCCCAACGCAACCUCUGUCAAGACGGGCAGAACGUCCGCAAACGCUUCAUAGCCCGCCGCAAGCUCCAGCAUUUCCUCCCCAAGUGCACAACACAGAAGGACGACCCAUCCCCCCUGUUCAACGACGACCUCCAACCGACCAACAUCCUGAUCAACCCGUCCACUCUCAAAAUCACGGGCAUCAUCGACUGGGAGUUCACCAACGCCAUGCCGGCGCAGUUCAUCCACGACCCGCCGUGGUCGCUGCUGCUGCGCGGGCCGAACGUGUGGAUCGACCGGUUCGGCGGCAUAGCACAGUUCCUCGAGCGGUAUGUGCCGCACGUGGAGCAGUUCGUCAGGUCCCUGGUGAGGGCCGAGGCAAAAGAGCACGACGCGGCGGCGACGGCGGCUAGGGCCGGGGAGCACGCGGUAGUGCAGGGAGAGGAGGAGAGAUUAUCCACAAGGAUGUGA
Molecule: messenger RNA, 1044 nt
Organism: Parathielavia appendiculata
Lineage: Eukaryota; Fungi; Ascomycota; Sordariomycetes; Sordariales; Chaetomiaceae
Exons: 4
Coding region: 1-1044 (347 amino acids)
Source: RefSeq, a predicted model, not a curated record